Messenger RNA from Malania oleifera, 2092 nucleotides. Its product is annotated as phosphatidate cytidylyltransferase 4, chloroplastic-like. Gene Ontology annotation, cellular component: membrane. The transcript has 7 exons. NCBI's taxonomy places the organism in Eukaryota, Viridiplantae, Streptophyta, Magnoliopsida, Santalales, Ximeniaceae. Bases 311 to 1498 code for a protein of 395 amino acids. The record is from RefSeq and is a predicted model, not a curated record. Gene Ontology annotation, molecular function: transferase activity, transferring phosphorus-containing groups.
GAUUUUAUAAUGGAUAGCUUAUUGUUAAAAAAAUUAGCAAGGGGAAAAUGCUGGCUCUUGAUCGUGGCUACGUGGCGAGAAGAGCGAGGAAGAGAGCGCCGGGCAGUGAAGCCACUGAUGCGGGUGAUGCGUCCACAUCUUCUUCUCCCAUCUCCCUCUUCGCAUCCUUUCCGCAGCACAGGCAGUCCAGCACCACCCCAGCACUCUCACUCUCUCUCUCUGACGGUUGAAUCCUGCCCUUCACCAUUCCCUAAUCCCUCGAACAUGCCCAUUCUGAGCCUCGCUUAGUUUCCAGACCUCUUUAUUUUUCAUGGCCUCUUCAUCAUGUAUUGAAAUCGAUCGGCUUGGAAUCAUUCCUCUUUCUAUAACUACUCUCUGCGCCUGUCAAUCUCGCCCUUCUGCCAAAACUCUACUCCUCACUCGACCCACUUCGAAUUUGAGUCUCAGAGUUGUAUUCAAUGGGUCGAAGGGAAUUUUUGGGAUUCAAGGUGUUAUUCCGGUGCAUAAGCGUUUAGUUACGGCCGUGGCGAGGGCUGAGCCGGACGGGAUUCGCGAAGGAGACAUCAAAGAGGAUGCCGCAAUCUUGGAGCCUCAACAAAGAGCAAGCCAGUUGAAGGAAAGGGUUGUUUUUGGACUUGGCAUUGGAAUUACAGUUGGAGGCGUUGUGUUGGCUGGAGGGUGGGUUUUCUCUAUUGCCUUGGCAGCUGCUGUUUUUGUCAGUGCACGGGAAUACUUUGAGCUGGUUAGGAGUCGUGGAAUUGCUGCAGGGAUGACGCCGCCUCCUCGAUAUGUGUCACGAGUUUGCUCUGUCAUCUGUGCUCUUAUGCCGAUCCUCGCCUUGUACUUUGGUCAUAUUGAUGUUUCUGUGACAUCUGCGGCUUUUGUUGUUGCUAUGGCAUUGCUUUUACAGAGAGGAAAUCCUCGCUUUGCUCAGCUUAGUAGUACCAUGUUUGGACUAUUUUAUUGUGGUUAUCUUCCUUGUUUCUGGGUUAAGCUUCGAUGUGGUUUAGCAGUCCCAGCCUUAAAUACCAGAAUAGGAACAGCAUGGCCCAUUCUUUUUGGUGGUCAAGCUCAUUGGACAGUUGGUCUUGUGGCAACCUUGAUUUCUUUCAGCAGCAUAAUUGCGGCAGAUACAUAUGCUUUUCUUGGUGGCAAGGCAUUUGGUCGGACACCACUUACUAAUGUUAGUCCAAAGAAAACUUGGGAGGGAGCUAUUGCAGGUUUAGGUGGUUGUAUAGCCACUUCAGUUCUGUUAUCUAAGAUCUUUUCCUGGCCAACAUCAUUGCCAAGUGCGGUUGCUUUCGGGUUUCUACAUUUCUUUGGUUCUCUUUUUGGUGAUCUCACUGAGUCAAUGAUCAAACGUGAUGCAGGUGUUAAGGACUCCGGGUCCCUUAUUCCUGGACAUGGUGGAAUAUUAGACAGGGUAGACAGCUAUGUGUUCACAGGCGCGCUUGCUUAUUCCUUCGUCAAAACCUUCUUGCCGCUUUAUGGUGUUUGACUGCAAAAAGUGAAAAAUAUAAAGUGGGAGGUUUUCUUGUAUUCUCCAUUUGUCAGUGUAGGGGGAAAUUCAAGCUUUAUAAUGACUAAUGAACUUGGGCAGUAAAGCAGAUGAAAGAAAUUGUGGUUUGAUCUCUUGGAGGGAAUGGAGAUGACAUUUGCAGUUCUGACCUUGUCUGGGUAAUCUCACCUCAAUCCCAGUACAAGAGAGACCUUUUCUACAUGGGAUCAAUUAUGCUUGGGGCUGUCAGACUAGGGGGAUUGCGUUGACAUGGACUAGUGGAUCUGUGCAAUGGGUCAUUUCCUAUCCCUUCCCUUCCCUUCAAAUUAUAGAUUUGUUGACAAUGCCAAAAUCUGCUUGUUUAUUGUCAAGUAUUCCUUUUUAGCAACAAGAAUAAAUUAUUAAAGAGAAAACCGUCAUUCCCCCCCCCUCUUCCCUAUUUUAUCAGUUCCUGUGGUUGGAUCCUCAACUUAGCCAAGAUGAUUUGAUGACUAUAACGUUUUCAUGGGUUUGAAAUCCUAAUUGAAAUGGAUUUUCCUUUUUAAUGUAUGGUCAGUACUUUGGAAAGUCUAAAAUUGGAUAUUUUUCGACUCC